GUUCCGGGUAGGGGUGCCGUGCUGGGUGUCCACGUCACUCUAGACCCCCCCCCACCCCCCACCCCGUGCUCGGACAGGCGGGCUGGAGGGCAGAGUGCCGUGCGCACCCAGCCGAGGAGGGAGCCCCCAGCGCAGCGCCCGCCAAGCCGCCAGCGCCUCCGGGGAGAGGCCUCCCCACACGUGCGCGCGCCAUGGCCGCCUCAUUUAGCAGCCAGGAGCUCGGCCAGAUCCCGAGCCAGGAAAAAUUAAACCUCUUGUUAGUUGGAGAUGCCACAAAAUGCUUCCUGGCUGGUGCUGUACAGAAUUUUUUCGCAAAUACAGCACAGGUCACCAUUACCAUUAGUGACGUGAAGAAGGUAGCUGCACUUUUGGCUCACAACUUCUUUGACAUGAUUUUCCUGAAGGUGACUUCCACUCUAAGUAAGGAAGAGCUGGAGGCUAUCGAGUCAAUUAGAUUUUUCAAGAAGAAAAAUAGACAUUUGCUGUUUGUUUUUAUAAUACCUGAAAAAUUGAAAGGUUGUGUUUCAGAAUAUGAAGCUGAUGUUAGUUUCACUGAACCAUUGACUAUGGAGAAAAUGAAUAUUGUGGUAAAGUACUGGAAAAUAUACUUCAUGAAUGCUGGGAAAAAUGAAAGCACUGGGAGGCCUGCAGAACGUGAAUUGUUCCUACAGAGCUCCAGUGAGGAACUCCUGAGGUGCUUGUCUACUGAUCUAUUUGCUUGCUCAGAGUCUCCAAAAAAUGAUGUUGGACUUGAAUUAAAGGCUCCAUUUGCAGAUUCUGAAAAAAGCAAAAAGGUAUCUGGGCAUCAUUCAAGCAAAGAAAAGCUAAGAAGAGAAAGAAUCAAGUGUUGCUGUGAGCAGCUGCGUUCUCUCUUGCCAUAUACAAAGGGGAGGAAGAGUGAUAUGGCGUCAGUCCUCGAGGCAACAGUUGAUUAUGUGAAGUAUGUCCGGGGGAAAAUCACUCCAGCUGUUUUGGGCCAGGUUGUAUAUAUACUUGAGACCAAUAAGAAGUUUUCUAAGAGACAAGUUUCCUUCGAGCUGUGCUUCCCAGGUACAGCUGUGGCACAAAGGGAAGAUGGUGUGUUGACAGGUAAUUACUCACCUGUGACAGGGAUCCAGGUCUUGACUAAUCAGUGCUUGAAUGUGUAUUCUGCGCCUGCUGCAGGAGGGACCUUGGAGGAAGCUGUAACAGGUCAGUCAAGCUCCAUUUCAGAGAGUCCUAAUGAUGAUCUUUAUAAGACUCAAAUUCCCAGCACAGCCCUCUCUCUUAAUUCCUUCCAUGCUGUCAGAUACUGUUCUGGAGUUGUCCCUUCCUAUGAUGCAGCUUCCAUAGAAAAUCAAAACAUUUCUUUUCAUUUACCAUCAUCUGUGCCCAAAGUCUCACAGUUUCUUCCCCAGCACUUCAAUUCCAUGCUUUGCCAGACAUGCACAACAAAUCCCAACUGUCUGUAUACUCCAGGCCAGCUGGCGCACAAGCAUGCAGCCGAUUCUCAGGCUUCCACUUCCAGCUUUUUACAUGGGUUCCAGGAGUCGGACUCAGGCCAUCAGGCAGCGAGGCAAGCACUUUUACCCGCUGAGCCAUCUCCCCGGCCUCAAGAAAAAAAUUACUUUUAAGAACAACAAAUGUUUGAAAAAAUGUAGGUUUAGUCACUUGAAGAUUUCAUAUGGUUUUAUAAACUAUGUCAUGAUACAGAAAAUACAGUUGUGACAUUAUGAAUAAGAAAAAGUCAGCAUUCAAUUAGUGUGUAUUUUUCCCUCCUUUGCAGCAACAUUUGUGCAUAUUAACAGCACAUGUUUGAAAUUCAUACUCUUGCCCACCUGCUGGGUGCAGUUGCACAAUACAGGAAGAGUGGAACAAAGAAAGCUUGUGAAAGGCACAGCUCAAAAGAAUCUGAUGAAUGCACUGAACCCUUGUGCAGAUAGGUGGGAAAGACAGGCAGCAGCAAUCUAACCCUGUGCUUCCAGUCUCUUCUACAUGCCUAGAGAUGCAAGCCAGAGCUCUACAAGCACCAGUGGCCUAGGCGACCCACACACACUUGUAUUACACACACACACACACACACACACACGCACAUCUUCCACUUUACGAAAAAUUGAACUACAAAGAAGACCUAGGUGGGCUUAAACGGAUAAGACCAGGAAGGUGCAUCCAUCUCCCAUGCUGCUGAGCAAAGAUUCUGUAGCCUGAUUCAUAUUGUUUGUAUCCCUGUACAUUCCCAUCACUUAUUUCUGGGUGAUAUCCUUUCCAAAUUUGACAUUUUAAAGAGCUUCCUUCUUUAUUUAUCACCCAAACUAGAAUGUCUAGAGAGGCCUAGAGGUGUUUGCAUCUUCAUGUGGUGCUUAGCGAAUAAACUGAUAUGCUUGCUGUGCGUUCACCAUCUUUUGAGUGAAAUGGCAGCCAGCCAUUGUCUUGCUGGGUCUUUAGUUCCAGACUAGCAGAUCUUUGCUUUCUUUGUUUUCCAUCUCUUCCUCGGGGGCUUUACAAAAAAACUGUUGGAAAGGAGAGAAAAUGUUUGUUUUUAUAUUUCACUGAAAUGUUCUUAGGCAUAAGUUUUAUUGUUAAAAUACAUAAGUUUACCCCGAAAAUCCAUUGUUUUGUUUAAUAAAUGUGUUUUCUCUUUUAGUAGUGGUAUGAAGAGAAGCUUAAUAAUUGCUUUGGUGUAUUUCUCAUGUUCUGAGUUCUUUGGGGAUGCCAAACUGAUAGAUUCUGUGGAUGUUUGACACACUGUGUUGAGGAACUAGAAAUUUCCAACUGUGGUUUUAUGCAUAUCACACAUGGGUGCUGAUUCUUCAUAAACUCAGUUGCAAUUGCUGUGGCAUUGGAAGAGAGCCUGCUGAGGUAUCUCAAGCUCCAGCCUCUGUCCUCAGCUCAGCUGUCCUCCCUUGCUGCUGCUGGAACUGUUGCUUGAUGAGGGUUUCUCCAGAUCCACUCAUGGCUCCUGACAGACAUUGUACUCAAGGAUUCCUAGACAAAAAGAACUAGAAAAUGUGAUCCCAAGAGCCAUUUGUCCACUUGCUGGUCUCUCAG
Nannospalax galili (Upper Galilee mountains blind mole rat) is the source of this 3027-nucleotide messenger RNA. RefSeq names its product spermatogenesis and oogenesis specific basic helix-loop-helix 2 (gene Sohlh2). NCBI's taxonomy places the organism in Eukaryota, Metazoa, Chordata, Mammalia, Rodentia, Spalacidae. The transcript is spliced from 11 exons. Gene Ontology annotation, molecular function: DNA-binding transcription factor activity, RNA polymerase II-specific; protein dimerization activity; RNA polymerase II cis-regulatory region sequence-specific DNA binding. Gene Ontology annotation, cellular component: nucleus. Bases 192 to 1613 code for a protein of 473 amino acids. The record is from RefSeq and is a predicted model, not a curated record. Gene Ontology annotation, biological process: spermatogenesis; regulation of DNA-templated transcription.